Molecule: messenger RNA, 873 nt
Organism: Fomitiporia mediterranea MF3/22
Lineage: Eukaryota; Fungi; Basidiomycota; Agaricomycetes; Hymenochaetales; Hymenochaetaceae
Exons: 4
Coding region: 1-873 (290 amino acids)
Source: RefSeq, a predicted model, not a curated record
AUGUGCGUCUGCUCGUUGCAACUCUCCAACAAACCACUUGUUAGACUUGCUGUUGUCCCACAAUCCGUCAAAAUAGAGAAGAUGAAAUAUACUGCCUUGCUCAUUCAGAUUUUGCUCAAGCCAUGGACUUACCGUGACGUACUCCCGUUCUUCAGGCUGACCGAGACAGUUAUUGAGGUUGGCACAACGAAUUCAACGCAAGGUUCGACAAUACAGCCGCUCCAAACUGUGCAGCAGACAGCAACAGUAUUGGUAACUGAACUGAAUAUCAAUGGUAGUACUGUCCAGACUACAGUCGUUGUAACUCCCAGUAUCAAGGCGACUCGGACAAGUGCUGCAGGUGUACCAGCGGCGACAGUCAUCAGCGUCUCAGGUCAAUCGCUCAGUCCUUCUCGAUCCAAAGCAAAACUCGCUGGAAUCAUCUCUGGAGUUUUAGGUGCACUCAUCAUUUGCCUUGUGAUAUUGCUAUGUAUACGACGCCGCAUGAUACGUAAAGGAGCUAUCGCAAGGUCAAAGCUACAUGCAGCUCCACAUCGGAAUGAACGUACAGUAAUGCCACUGUCCUUGACCGAAGCAUCCGGCCAACGUAGUUGGACAGGCAAGCACAAUCGGCGGCAAGCAGAAACGACAGGUAUCAGAACAAAGCUUGUCUCGUUCGUAUCCAAAAUUGUGCCAGAAAGUUCUAAGGCUACAGUCGAGCCUAUGUCUUCAAUGGUACAGGAAAUGGAUAGCCUUCGCGCACGAAUAGCACAUCUGGAACGCCAACGACAACAGGACGCGAGACGGAACUUGCAUCCUCCAAGCAUCCAUUCAAAUGGAACCGGUGAUAACCAAUCAGCGCCGCCAGCAUACUCAGAUGAUGGGCGUCAAUAG